AAGUGGAUAUGACAGAAGCACCGCUGAAUACAGUCAUCAGAUAAAUUAUGUGCAUGAAACAGAGGAUGAAGAAAUGCUUAUUAGAUGUCUUCAAUACAUUAUGGCGAUGAAGGACGCUGGAGUCAAGAGGCUUAAGAAAAGCUGUAUGUGGCCAUGAAUUAAAAUGGACAAGCAGGUCAAGAAGAUGCCAACCUGUAAACCAGAAGAUAUGUACUGGAUAGAGGGAUCUCAGAGAGAAAAUGGACUGGGACACUUCUAUAUACUGAAACAAGAACUAGGAAGUGGAGCGACCUCUACAGUUUUUAAAUGUGAGGAAAAAGGAACACAAAAGUCGUAUGCUGCAAAAACAAUGAAAAAGACAAUUGAUAAAAAAAUUGUAAGAACUGAAAUUGGAGCGUUGCUUCGCCUGUCACACCCGAAUAUUAUUAAACUGAAAGAGAUCUUUGAGACCCCAUCUCAGAUUAUCCUGAUUUUAGAACUGGUAACGGGAGGAGAGUUGUUUGACAGGAUAGUUGAGCGGGGGUAUUACAGUGAAAGAGAUGCAGCCUGUGUUGUGCAACAGAUCCUGGAAGCAGUCACUUAUUUGCAUGCAAAUGGAGUUGUUCACCGUGACCUCAAGCCAGAGAAUCUCCUCUAUGCAGAUAUGUCUCCAAAUUCCCUUCUUAAAAUUGCUGACUUUGGCUUGUCUAAAAUUAUUGAUGACCAGACAGCUAUGAAGACUGCAUGUGGAACACCAGGCUACUGUGCACCGGAAAUUCUUCGUGGCUCUCCAUAUGGUCCAGAAGUUGACUUGUGGUCUAUUGGUGUAAUUACAUACAUUCUACUAUGUGGGUUUGAACCAUUCUUUGAUGCACGAGGAGAUCAGUACAUGUACAGCAGAAUCCUGACUUGUGACUUUAAAUUCUUGUCGCCCUGGUGGGAUGAAAUUUCAUUGAAUGCCAAGGACUUGGUCCAGAAGUUGAUAGUGUUAGAUCCAAGGAAAAGGUUAACAACUUCACAAGCUCUACAGCACCCAUGGGUAACAGGAAGGGCUGCUAAGCUUUUCCAUAUGGAUCGCACACAAAGGAAACUUCAAGAAUUUAAUGCCAAGCGCAAACUUAAGGCAGCAAUGAAAGCUGUAGUAGCAUCAAGCCGUUUGGGGAAUAAUCAUAGUCAUUCUGAUAAACCCGAAGAUAUGCAAAACAAAGAAGAUCGAAAAAUGUGUAAUAUUUUAGAUGCUGAGGAUGGAGGCGAGCAAAAUAAAUCAGAGGGUCCCUUACAAGGCCCUGUAAGGCAGAAGCACACACUGAGUGCAGAUGUGGCAUACAAUGAGACAACCAGAUGACUUGUCUAACAAAUAAAAUCCAAACUGGUAAUGAUUUUACAGUAUGAACAACAUGGCUUUGGAUGGAAUUCAGAAACAUUUUCUAUAGGUGUUGAAGUAAACAGAUUUGUUGAUGCAAGAUCAGCUAUGCAUGCACAUAUUUAAAAAAAAAAUACAAAAAACA
Messenger RNA from Bufo bufo (common toad), 1487 nucleotides. Its product is annotated as calcium/calmodulin-dependent protein kinase type IV-like. The transcript has 12 exons. Gene Ontology annotation, biological process: protein phosphorylation. The record is from RefSeq and is a predicted model, not a curated record. NCBI's taxonomy places the organism in Eukaryota, Metazoa, Chordata, Amphibia, Anura, Bufonidae. Bases 164 to 1324 code for a protein of 386 amino acids. Gene Ontology annotation, molecular function: ATP binding; calmodulin binding; calcium/calmodulin-dependent protein kinase activity.